AAUUAUUGAUAGCCCAAUAAAAAUUUCUUGUAAGCCCAAAAUUUAAAUGAUAAAAUUAGAUAUUAAAUGUAACAUGACUUUCUAGGAAUAGGUCCAUUAAGUCCAUUUUAAAAAAAACUCACACAUGAAUCAACGUUGUGACUUCUCUUUUAAUAUAUAAGAUUACAAAAUUCUCAUAAUAUUAAGACAUUAUAUAAUUUGAAAAUUUCUAUCUUAACAUAUUGAAUAUGAAGAAGCAAUAUAUAAUAAUAUAAUAAAAUAGUUGUGGAUCCCGUUCUAAAGCGCAAAUUAUGUUCUAAAAUAAUUUUGAUAUAGAAAAAAAAUUAUUAUAAAAUAAUGUGAUGUAAAUUUAAUCUUAUUUUGUAUUCUUUAAGAAAACCAUAUGUUAUAUAUUGAGUAAUAUAAUUUUCUUAAUAUUUUCACAAUCUUUUGUAGUUUUGACAUAAUUUUUUUUGUGCACAAUGAGAGUCAAAAUAGGGUAAUCCAUUCACCUGACUCGUCAAGUUUGUUUUAAUGCUUUUGUAAUCGAAAUAGACUACUUUAUAUUUCUAAAAUCAUUUUUAAUUGGUCGACUUUUGUUUUAAUCAAUCUGGUCUAAUCUGUUUUUUUAGUCCAUUGCACAAAAGUUUCAAUCCUAUUCUAUCACACUAUAUAAUCAAACAAUAUAAAUAUCAACUAAUUUCUAAUAUUUAAUAGCUAAUUUUUACCAAUUUCAAAUACUAAUUGAUUAUGAUAUUUGUAUCAUCUAACUAUAAGAAUUAGCUAAAGAAAUUUUGAACUAACCAAAUCUUAAAACUACGAUUGAUAUUUAAAUUAUUUAUUUCUACUUUUCAAUUUCUUAUAAUUAAUUUAUAUAUGUCUUUAGAAAUUUUAAUCAUAAAAAAUAUACAAAAAAUAAUUGGAUAUUUUACCCAAACAUCAUAGUGAAACAAAGAAGUAAUUUAUAGCAAUAUAAUAUAAAAUAUAUAAUAUUAACAGAUAUAGUUAUGUCGGGUAAAAUACAAAUAUACAUACGAUAAUUUACUCAAUAAUUUGUAUGAAUUUGAAUCUGAGAAUGAACAGUAUAGAUCUGCAUCUCUUAUAGUAGCCAAGAUUAAUACUGUUUCUGUUCUAUAAAUAAUAUUUUUAUUUUUGACACAUAUUAAGAAAAUAUAUUAAAUAUAAUAAUAUCAUAAUAUCAUAAAUGCAUCAUUUCAUGCUAUUUUUGAUUUUUAAUAAAAUUAAACCAAUAGUAAUUCAACAAAAUUAAGUUUAUAAUUUACUAUUAUUAAAUAACAGAACACAAAAAAAACUAUUUCUACUAGAUUUCUAUUGGUCAUUAAAAUCUAAACUUUAAGCAUUUUAUAUUCAGAAUGUACGUUUGUGAAAAUAGUUGAACAAAAUCCUCUUAUGUUUACAUAUCUAGCCAAUGGAAACUGACAAUUAGGGUGUAUUAGACAUGUGUUGGGUCGAAAGAUGUGUAUCUUACGGAUCAAAACAGUGAAGUUGAAAAUCCAUAAUAAACCCGAAUCUAACAUGGUAUCAAAGCUCAUAUCCUAAAUAUCAUGAACCCCUAAUUAAUAUAACCUUAUCCGACUGAAUAUAAAGGUCGUAAUUGACUCGCUCGACCGAGUAAAAUUGUCUAAAAGUUCUGAUAUUUCUUACCGAUAAGAGUCAUCAUCUCGAGGAGAGGUAUUAGAGAUAUAUAUCCCAAAUCGGGAAUUUUAAGGGACAUUAAGUAAUAUAUAAAAGGUUAGGGUAGUUGGAAUCCAAUAAUAAUUCAUUUCAUUAGGAAGUUAGAAUAUUUUAAAUAUAUUUAGAAUAUUUUUUUAACUGAGAUUUCCUAAAUUUUCUCAAAAAUCAGGUUUUCUUAUUUGUAGAAUGCACUUUAUGCACUUUCUACACUGCUUAGAACAAGACAAAUCUCAUAAGUAGAUUCUACCUCAUGUUGCCGUCAGAAUAAUGUCUAGAUUUCACAUUCUGAGAGUUGUAGAAUACGUAAUAAAAGUUGAAGCUGCAUUCGACAGAAAAGUAGAUACAUUUAAUAGAAUUCACAUUCCCUUUAUUUAGAAUUUUAAGUAAAAUUAGAUUGUUCGUUUAAAAAAAAAGUAAACAAACAUGUUUAAUCUAAAAUUUACUUUCUACUAACCGAUUUUCCGUAGAAGAUGAAUUCUACUUUUAGUAGAAUAUAAUUUUACAAUUUAAUUUAUCAAAAUUUUCACAAAAAAAACAGUUCGUGUAUGAGUGUUUUAUUAAUUGUUUCUAUUUUUACAAUUUUCUGAUUCAAAAAACUAUUUAUUUCAUUAACUUUUAGAAUUGGAAAUAGUAAAAGAGAAAAGAAUAGAUAAAAAAAAUUAUACCAAAAAGACAACCAUGAUAAAUUUUUGUUCAGUUUUGAUAAUUUUCCAAAAAAAACAAUAACUUCGUUAAGCCAGUCACAGUUUUUGGCGUAUGUGAAGAAAUGUAAAACCUUGUCGGAUAGUAUAAAUUAAGUGAAUGUAAACGUAUGGAGACAGGAAUCAUCUUCUACGAGCAGAACCAUGUGAUUUUCCUCAGUCACUUUAUCGUAUCAUAUAUGACCCAUAUAAAAAUUAAAGUCAUUGACUCUCACUAAGUCCAUUAUUCUCCCAUGCACAAUCAUCGCUAGGCCCUGUCUCCUAUCUACGAUAACUUACACUCAACACACAUAUUGACAUAUAUAGAUGUUUUAUUCGUAAGUUCAUUAUCCCUACAACAAAUUACAGAACUUACCCAUGUGAACUUGUAUUUGUAUCUUAUAGCUAAUCCGUUUGAACCGCAAGCUGAUUUAUGUUUUUUUUUUACUAACAAGCUGCUUUAUGUUUAUAUGUCAAUUAAAUCUUUAGCUUGGAGAUCGUUAGAUUCAGCUCUAAAUGUAAAAUAGUAAUCCACAUAAUUAAUUAACUAUACAAAACUCAAAAUACAUACAACGGUUAGUAGAUCCGCCACAGAGUAUUAUCAAACACUGACCCAGGUUUAAGAAACAAUAACCCAAACUACUCGUAACGUUUAGCAAAAAAAAUAAAAUAAGAAACUACUCAUAACGCGACACGUCAAUUAUAUCAUAUAAUAUAUAUGUAUGAAAAUUGCGUGAAUGUAUCCUAGAUGGCACGCAUCCCAAACCCUAUAUAAAUAAUGUGUGUAAGUAUGUCCAAAUAUAUUGAAGCACCCAAGUUCCUAAGCGAGGUGGAAACACAAGAUCCCACAAAAUCCGUUAAUGUCUUGUGACUCACAGUCACAGCCAACACAAACAGGUCACUACAUUAAAUAAACUAUAUAUAACUAUGCCUAACAAGGUCGCUGACAUGCAUUUCCACCGAGAAGAAGAAGAAGAUGCUGGAGCGAUCAGGAGAUCAUCCUCAAGAACACCGAGAGGGCAUUUCGUGGUUUACGUUGGUACGAAGUUGGAAAGAUUUGUGGUCCCCACAAGGUUUCUGAAGAGCCCUUCGUUUCAGAAUCUUCUAGAAAAGGCGGCCGAGGAGUUCGGUUACGCGGAGGCUCACCCUAAUAAGAUUGUCUUGCCCUGUGAUGUCUCUACUUUCCGAAGUCUCGUCAUGUUCCUGACUUCUCAUGACAAGUAACACAUAUAUCUGAUGUGUUAUAAUUUAAAUAUUGUCUUGUACUAUUGGAUCUUAAUUAAUCUGCGAGUGUAAGUUCUUUGUUUAUCAUAUGUUGAACAUUAUCUUAACGCGCUUUUGAUUUCCAACCUAACACUACGUAAAACUUAAGUACGUAUUGUAUACGAAACAUAAAACUCAAAAACUAAAAUCAAAUAAUGGAUGAAUUCUUAAUAUUUUCAUUACCACGGUUUACAGAAAGAAAAUCUUAGCAGGUACUGGAAAAUUUAAAGAACCCUGAAGGUUAUGGCUCUGCCUUAUAUACAAAUAUCUAAACCUAAUUGGAGAUCUAAUAGUGAUACCAAAAUAUACAGAUAACUACUAGUACCUAAAUACCCAAUAAGAAGUAAUCAGUUUUCAGAUAUGCUUAUAUCUCAACAUCCUCUUUGAAAUUGGAAUGUGUAGAUAAAAAUCAACCAACUUUAGAAAAGUACAUCAAGCUCUUUUUCAUCUAAAUCCUUCAUAGAUCAUAAGCAGGUCUCAAAAAUCACCCCGUAGUCUCAUAAACAAUGAUAAGCAAGUCAAAAAGGAAGCAUCCAAACAUACAAACAUUUGUUACACAUGGAAAGUACCAAAAGACUUUACAUCUACAGAAAUCCGGCCCAAGUCUCAUAAACAAUGAUAAGCAAGUCAAAAAGGAAGCAUCCAAACAUACAAACAUUUGUUAACUCUAAUCAUAUAGGGUGCAAUUAAUGGAGUGUGAAUUUUCACCGAAUUGGAAUUAACUGCAAACGGACAUCAAAAAGAUUAGCUACAAAUGUUGGUGGCUGAAAUUAAAACAACGAGGCAAAAUAGGAAAAGCAUAGGCUUCUUUAAGAAAAGUUAUAAGAAUAAUUGCAGAUAACAAGCAACAAACACGAUAUAAUAUAUUUAUGGUUUUAUAUAUGGUCUAGGACUCAGAAUAUAAUCUUAUAAUUAUAGCAGCAAUAGUUAAAUGUAUUGGUUUGUUAGAUAUAGCAAAUCAAUACAUUUAUUACACCAAAAAAAUCAAUACAUUUAUCUUUUGUUGUUUAUUGUAAGAUAUAUGCAUUAGUCCACCAAGUUCUAACAGAUUUCACCAAAAUCUGCAACUUAGUUUUCGUUAGUCAUGACGCUUGACCAAAUGCUGAUUCAAGUUAUUCAAGUCUCAUCGGUCGAUGCUUAGAGAAAUCAUCUCUUUAGUACAACUACCUCAGUAUAAGUAGUAGAACUCGAUACAACUACUACAGUAGAAUUAGUAGAACGUGGUAUAACUACCAGACUAGAACUUGAUACAAUUUUUUUAAAAAAUUAAAAUUCAAAUUUUUUAAAAUUUCAUUUUUUAAAAAAAUAUUAAUUUGGAAAGUCAACAAGGGUAAAAUCGGGUUUCCAUGUUUUCAUUGAAAGGUGAAGGGCAUUAAGAUUACUUAAGGAUAUAAUGGAUUUCUUUUUUCUAUAUAAGGGUAUAUGAGAUGAUGGCUAGUGUAUUUGCCUAGCUUUAAUCACUCCUAACCUAGGGUUCGCGUUUCUCCAGUGUACCAGAAUAAGUCGUAGUCCCUGUUUUCCUUUCAGGAAUGCAAAGAAUAUUUAUGUUUAACUAUUUUUAUUAAAAAAACAAAAAAAAUAACAAUUUGUGAGACCGCCACUCGAGUGAUGUAUGAUAUCAUUGUGAAAUCUUCUCCGUUCUCUCAUCAAACCAUCAUUUUUGAAGCUUGUUCUCCGACUCCGGUUUCUCUCUUAGAGCCGAAGUUGGGUUUAGUUGCCAUGGAUCAUCUCUUUUUGGGGUUUAAUCGGUUUAGAUCUUCAGUUUUAAUCCAUUUUUUCUCUCAACGAGUUUAGAUCUUGAUCUAUAUUCUUGUUUUAUCGGAGGAAAAGAGGGCUUUUGAUAAUAUGUUAUGGUUUUAUCUUGUUAGAACAUCUGCAUCAAUGAAUCUUAAGUGGGGAUCAUAACUUUAAUAUUAUAUUUUUUUUUAUUUUUUUCAUUUGAUUUUUUUUUUUUUUUUAAAUAAUAAUAAACGGACCAAUCGCGGACCGCCACGUGGCGUAGAACACGCGUUACAGUGAUGAACUGGGUUCAUCCCAUUAAACUUGCAAAAGCUGAGUUCAUAAAAAUGAAAAUAUUAUAAUUUUUUUUUUUUUGGGAAAUGUGUGAACCUCUGCAUUGAACCGUCAACGCAGAUGCUCUUACUGAUUUGCAUGCCUUUUAAUUGGGCUGGUGGUUCUGGGUUGUGAUUUGAAGCUGUGGGCUUAUCGAUUGAUUUUGCAUUUGCUCUUCGAGUUCUCCUUGAGUCUUUUCCGGUUCGACCUUCUUCCUCUCUUGCAUGUUGAGUGUGACGGAAUCCGGUUAAGGUUGUAUUCGCUCCUUGUCUUCUCCAUACGGAUCUGAUCGAGAUCUGGUCCUUGCAUGAAGCUUCUUUAAUGGCGUUCUCAAAUCAUCUCUCCGACGUCGCAGCAACUGGUUUAUUGUUACGGAACUCAACUUGUUCCGUCUUGCUGGUUCUUGAAGCUUGGAUCUUUUCAAUGGUUGGGCUAUUCACUAUAGGAGGUUUCAGUAAUCGUGGUCUAGCUGUGACGUGGCUUCCUCGACUUACUUCUAUCAAGGAUCUUGUCCAAGUUUGCAUGUAGAUUGAUCUAAGUCUUUUUGUUGGUUUCGAUCAGCUCAUCGGUUCUGUGUUGCUUUAGUUUUAGGCAUGGCAAAUAGUAAGUGUAUUUUGGUUUAAUCUUAGUUUCUUGAUUCCCAUGUGUAGGUUUCGUUUCCGGGAAUAGAUUUGUUAUAUUCUACCUCUGAAUUUCAAUAUAAUAUUCUAGUGUUUAAAAAACAAGUGAGACCGUCACUCUGUUAAGAUAAAAUUAAACGAAUAUGGAAUUCUUUUUUAAAAUUAUUAUAUUGUCCACCUAACCGAAUAACAAGCUUAAGAAAAAUUAAAUAAAUAUUGUCCACCUACCAGUCCGUCCAUACAUUGGGGUUUGCUUUAUGUGAUUAAAAAUUAUUUAAAAAAAUUGAGAAAAAGGGGACGGGAAACCGAUAAAUCGUGUAUCCCAAGUGAAAAGUCCAAUUUGCCAAAUCAGACAAUGAGAUUCAGAAGUACUCCUCUGUACGUCGCCGUUUAAUCCACGUAGACCAUAAAGCAACCGGUCAUAACCGGUAAACCCUGUCUCUUAACGUCGACAUUUUUCUUACCAGACCCGUGUUAGUGUUUCGGUCUCUGUCUUGACAAGUCCCGUUUUGUCUUCUCCCUCUAUAAAAUAACAGCUUCACUCUUCAUGACUCUUUUUUCCCCUUUUUCCACUCACUUGUCCCCUUCUCUCCCAUUCUCCGGCGACAUCGCCGGCGAUCGUUUUCACCACCGCCGCUAUAAAUUAUCCUCGUCUCCUUAGGUUUGAUUUCCUUAUAUCUCACUCACUCUAUGUUAAAACAUAUCUUGUCCUGUCCGUUAAAACCAAAGAAAUGGAAUGUCCUAAAGAACCAUUGGAAUCACAGUGUUCUUUAUCCGAGAUGGAUGAUUUCGAUCUGACUCGAGCGUUGGACAAGCCGAGGCUCAAGAUCGAAAGGAAGAGAUCGUUCGAUGAGAGGUCGAUGAGCGAGUUAUCGACUGGCUA
Molecule: messenger RNA, 7172 nt
Organism: Brassica rapa (field mustard)
Lineage: Eukaryota; Viridiplantae; Streptophyta; Magnoliopsida; Brassicales; Brassicaceae
Product: auxin-induced protein 15A
Biological process (GO): response to auxin
Source: RefSeq, a predicted model, not a curated record